CGCGCAGGAUCAUCCAGAAGAAGUCUCGAGCUUCAAGAACCCAGAGAGCGCGAGCCGAUCACAGUAAAACUCAAGUGUCAGGAGCGCGAGAGAGGAGCUCUUAUUUUACACACAGACGCGCAAUAUUCUCGAAAACCAUCAUCAUAUGAUGCACGAGCAACAGAUCCACAGGACCUAAAACUCAGUGAUGGCAUCUUACCAUAGCUUAGAUGAUGACGCAAUGGCUCUGAUGGUCCACGACACCAACACGGUGAAGAAAGAGGAAUCGGCCAAAGAUGAAUCGGUCCAAGAGCAAAAUCCGGAGAAAGUGGACCCGUCCCAGAAGCCGCCGUACUCGUACGUGGCUUUGAUCGCCAUGGCCAUCCGAGAGAGUUCGGAGAAGAGACUGACGCUGUCCGGUAUUUACCAGUACAUCAUCACCAAGUUCCCUUUCUACGAGAAAAACAAGAAGGGCUGGCAAAACAGCAUUCGACACAACCUGAGUCUGAACGAAUGCUUCAUCAAGGUUCCCCGGGAGGGCGGCGGGGAGCGCAAGGGGAACUAUUGGACCCUGGACCCGGCCUGUGAGGAUAUGUUCGAGAAAGGAAACUACCGGCGCCGGAGGCGCAUGAAGCGCCCGUUCAGACCGUCGGUGGCUCACUUCCAACCGGGCAAGUCUCUCUUCGGCGGGGAUGCAUACGGCGGAUACAUCUCGGCUCCGAAGUACAUCCAGUCGGGCUUCAUGAACAACAGCUGGCCGCUCGCGCAGCCGCCGCCGAUGACUUACGCCUCGUGCCAGAUGGGAAACGGCAACAUGAGUCCCAUUAAAGGACUGUCCGCCCCGUCGUACAACCCGUACAGCCGAAUGCAAGCCAUGGGUCUGCCGAACAUGAUGAACUCGUAUAACGGAAUGGCUCACCAUCAGCACCAGGCGCAGCAGCUGAGCGCGUCUCCGGCUGCUCCCUCGCCGGUUCCGUCCAACAGCGCGGCGGGGCUGCAGUUCACCUGCUCCCGGCAGCCCAGCGAGCUCUACUCGUACUGGGACCACGAGGCCAAGAACUCCACGUUACACUCUCGGAUUGACAUCUGAAGCCGCUGCGAUUUUGGGGAUGUAAACGGAGCGCGUAAACUUUUUCUCGUUGUGUCGACGGGCUUCUGUUUUUGUUUUACGCAGCCAAGGUAAACAGGGUAACUUUUGUCGCUGAACCACAGACUUUGCGAGGUUUAAACAAAAGUGUUAACGUACAUUCGAGCGAUUUGAAGUAUUACUAAAAUGUGUUGGACUGAAUUGAAUCUCAUAUUUUUUUAAAUCAUUAGUUCGUUGUUUGACUUCUGUAUCAUGUCAUAUCACCAGAGAAUGUACCUCCUUACGCGCAUGCUGUCUUCUGUUACUGGAUCGAAAAGUGUGUUUGUUAGAAAAAAAGAGGACGAUAAUAAACACGAUUUCAUUACGUAGUUCAGCAAGAUUGUUGAGGACCAGUAUAACGUUUGGAUUGUCAGACCAGCACUUAUUUCUAUUGUUUGUUUUUAAUAAACCGUUUUGAAAAUGAACAAUGUCUAUACACAUGAGCGAUCACUUCAUCAUUUAGAUGAGAAAGAAUGUAUAGAAUUGUCGUGGGUCGAUCUGAAAUAUUUCACGUCUAAACAGAGAUUACUCCAAAAGUCACCGAGCUCCAAAAGUAUAAAAAAUGUAUCCUAUAUUUAUUCGUGCUCAUGGCAGAAGAAUAAUUUUUUUAUAUCGAGUUGUUAUAA
This is a messenger RNA of Triplophysa dalaica, 1731 nucleotides long. It is a transcript of the gene foxl2b, whose product is annotated as forkhead box L2b. The record is from RefSeq and is a predicted model, not a curated record. Gene Ontology annotation, molecular function: DNA-binding transcription factor activity, RNA polymerase II-specific; RNA polymerase II cis-regulatory region sequence-specific DNA binding. The transcript has 2 exons. NCBI's taxonomy places the organism in Eukaryota, Metazoa, Chordata, Actinopteri, Cypriniformes, Nemacheilidae. Gene Ontology annotation, biological process: anatomical structure morphogenesis; cell differentiation; regulation of transcription by RNA polymerase II. The coding region runs from base 188 to 1069 and encodes 293 amino acids.